This is a messenger RNA of Bipolaris zeicola 26-R-13, 1578 nucleotides long. RefSeq lists its product as uncharacterized. Gene Ontology annotation, molecular function: aspartic-type endopeptidase activity. Lineage: Eukaryota; Fungi; Ascomycota; Dothideomycetes; Pleosporales; Pleosporaceae. The transcript is spliced from 2 exons. The coding region runs from base 1 to 1578 and encodes 525 amino acids. Gene Ontology annotation, cellular component: fungal-type vacuole. Gene Ontology annotation, biological process: proteolysis. The record is from RefSeq and is a predicted model, not a curated record.
AUGGCGAAACCACUCUCUCUUGCGGGAUCGGGACGCUGGUAUGGGAACGAUGGGAGCUGGACAGGCUUCUCAGUCCAAGUGGGAACGCCACCACAAACGUUUGAAGUAUUCCCAUCUUUUCAGUCGCAGAACGUGUGGCUACCAAUCGGCGAAGAGUGUUCGCGAAUCCAAGCCGAUGCGGGAGCGUGUGGUAGCUCUCGCGGUGCAGCACCUUUUCAACAAAGUCCAAGUCCCGGCUUCCAGCCAAACAUGUCUUCGUCCUGGCAGGCCAUCAAUCUCUUCGAACUGGGGCUUGAGAAAGUCCGUGGUAUAACGGGCAAUGGAUUUGUCGGGCUGGACGACGUCAAAGUAGGGAAUAUCUCGCUUGACAAAUUUCCUGUCACUGCAUACGCUUCGCCCGGCUUCUGGGUAGGGCAACUCGGCCUUUUGCCAUUGUCGAUAAACUACUCCACAACAGUCAACUCACCAUCGUUCCUAGUCGCUUUAAGAGAUGGGGGGCAUAUACCGAGCGUAGCGUACGGUUACCAAGCAGGCGCUCCGUAUCGGGGUACCAAGGUGCCAGCAAGUCUGGUGCUUGGAGGUUAUGACAGCUCGCGUGCGUCAAAACCACUUACUGUUAACAUCAACACCGACAUGAGCAGAGCGUUGACAGUUUCUAUACACGACAUUGUAGCGACCGGCACUUUGAACGGCACACUAUCUCUAGUUAACAGCGAGCGAAUUAUUGCGCCCCUCGACUCGUCAAUUCCUGAACUAUGGCUCCCCAAGUCGGUGUGCGAUCGCUUUGAGUCUGCAUUUGGGUUGCAAUACCAUGAAGGAUCUGGGCGUUAUCUUUUGUCAGACGCUCAGAGAGACCGACUUCGGUCGAUGAACCCCGUUGUGACAAUGACGAUUGGCUCAGACAUCUCCAUAUCCGGCAACAGUACCAUUAUUCAACUUCCAUAUGCUGCUUUCGACUUGCAAGCAGGUUUUCCGAUUUUUGUCAACGAGACCAAUUAUUUCCCGAUCCGCAGGGCUGACAAUGACAGUCAAUACGCAAUCGGCAGAGCUUUUCUCCAGGAAGCGUACAUUGGCGUGGAUUUUGAGUCAGGAACUUUCAACGUCAGCGCGGCAAAAUGGGACAAGCUAGACCCAGAAAUCAUUCCGAUAGCAUCAUCAGAAAGCAGAGCAGCCGCUGAGAAGAAGGGUGGUUUGCCGACUGGCGCGAUAGCUGGAAUAGUUGUCGGAUGUGUAGUUGGAGUAGCUCUGCUCGGUGUAUGUGCAUGGUUGGUGAUGCGGAAAAGAAAGCGCAAGAAUAUUACACAACAUGACGCUGUCGAGACAGCGGCGAACGAGAAAAUAAGAUACGAGAUGCAGCCCCCUUCGGAACUGGAAUCGAACGCUCUGAGAGUUGCGGAACUUCCGGGGAAGCAGGGAAAAAGUGAGCUGUACGAAAGCAGGGCGGUGCCUGAACUGAGCAGUCGAGAUUGCAUCCAUGAAAUGCCGGCAGAGCCUGUUCCCGGACUGCUGGCCAAGCAUGAUGAGGGCGCAGACCAAAAUGAAGCUGAUGAGAGGAAACAAGAGAGAAGGAGUCAAUAG